UGUUAAUUUUAUCUUAUCUCCAAAACGUCAAAAAAGUUCAAAGGUGCAGAAAAUGAGAAAACUAAGUUAGAGGAUAAAUUCCGGACAAAUCUUUUUACUUUUAUAAAAUGGUUGCAGGUAUUGUUACAGGGCGCCUUGCGUUCGUUACAGGUGCCGGGUCGGGCAUCGGCCGAGCGGCGUGCCAGGUGUUGUCCCGUGAGGGCGCCACAGUGAUAGCGGCCGACAGAAACUAUGAUCAGGCUGUGGAAACUAUAAAAAAGCACACCUCCCUGGCUCAUGGGUCAAAUGGUAUUGGUGAUCACAGUGCACUUGAAUUGGAUGUUUCUGACUCGAAAGCAGUGCAGAAUGCUCUAGAACAAACAUUGAAGCUGUAUAAGAAGCCGCCCACCAUCGUCAUCAACUCGGCCGGCAUCACAAGGGAUAACUGGAUGCUCAAACUGUCCGAAGCUGACUAUGACAGUGUACUUGAUGUCAAUUUGAAGGGCACAUUCCUGGUGAUGCAAGCAUUUGCAAGAGCUAUGACAGAAGCUGCCGUCACCUCUGGGUCUAUUGUCAACAUUUCCAGUAUUGUUGGGAAAUAUGGGAAUAUAGGACAGACCAACUAUUGUGGAAGCAAGGCUGGCGUGGUGGGCAUGUCGCAAGCUGCUGCUAAAGAAUUGGGAAAGUUUAAUAUAAGAGUAAAUGCAAUUUUGCCUGGAUUCAUUAAUACCCCAAUAGUGGACACAGUGCCAGAGAAGGUUAAACAGGGCAUUUUGAAGUUAGUGCCCCUAGGCCGCCUUGGUAGCCCAGUUGAGGUGGCUGAAAUCAUCACAUUUCUAAGUUCAGACAAAAGUUCUUUUAUAACUGGAGCAGCUAUUGAUGUAACUGGUGGAUACUAAAUAAUAUUAGAAUAAAAAAUCGUUUGUCUUCCAAUUAAGUGAUAUUUUCUAAUCACAGGUUAUUAUAAAAUCAUAAAGAUAAUAUAACUAGAUUCUGAUGGUCAUUGAUGGUAUUAUUUAUAAUCUAAUCAGUGACAAAUAAAUGACAAAUGUGUUUUUAUAGGACCACUUCGUACUUAAAGUUUUUUACAAUUUUUACGAGCAUUUUGUUGACUAUUUUUAAGAGAAUAAAAUAAAGAAUUGUUAA
Molecule: messenger RNA, 1125 nt
Organism: Plutella xylostella (diamondback moth)
Lineage: Eukaryota; Metazoa; Arthropoda; Insecta; Lepidoptera; Plutellidae
Product: estradiol 17-beta-dehydrogenase 8
Biological process (GO): fatty acid biosynthetic process
Molecular function (GO): oxidoreductase activity, acting on the CH-OH group of donors, NAD or NADP as acceptor; quinone binding
Source: RefSeq, a predicted model, not a curated record